UAUGGAUGUUUAAGAAAAUAAGUCACUAGUAACGUUGACUCACUAUAAACAUGUUGUUUUUAUUUUAUUUGUUGUUUAAUUUUCAAAUGUUUAAUUCUGGGUUUUCGCAAUGCACGUCAUCAGGAGAACCCAGCUGUAGCAGAGAUAAUGAAGUGUUCGUAAACUGUAAAGUCGAAUGCCCUGAUAGUUACUGUCCUGUGGACGACAGCCGUGGGAUUAUUGCAUGUGACCCACCAUAUCCUUGCCCACCUGGUUGUGUUUGCAAAUACACACACAGAAGAAAGAGCUUGACUGAUUUACAAUGCAUUGAACCUCAAGAUUGUCCCCCAGUGAAUUGCACUAGACCUAAUGAAGUAUGGUGUAGUUGCCCCUCACCCUGCCUCGCAGAGGGGUGUGCAGAUGUUAACAACCAGCCAACUACAUGCAACACACUCAUUAAGCCUGUUUGUAAUCCCCGGUGUGUUUGUAUGGAUGGAUACUUUAGGGACGACCGCGAUAUUUGUGUUCCUGCGGAAGACUGUCCAGAUGCGCAAACAUGAAGGCGGAAAGAAUAUUUAAUAAAAGCAAGAAAACGCCAAGAAUACAGUCUCCUAACACCUAGAUAAAUUUAUAGAAUAAAAUAAGAUUUAUGUAUUUUCAAACUUUAAUAAAAGUUGCUACAUUAAAAA
This is a messenger RNA of Galleria mellonella (greater wax moth), 668 nucleotides long. RefSeq names its product keratin-associated protein 16-1-like. The record is from RefSeq and is a predicted model, not a curated record. Bases 51 to 539 code for a protein of 162 amino acids. NCBI's taxonomy places the organism in Eukaryota, Metazoa, Arthropoda, Insecta, Lepidoptera, Pyralidae. The transcript has 4 exons.